This is a messenger RNA of Cynara cardunculus var. scolymus (artichoke), 1559 nucleotides long. RefSeq names its product monodehydroascorbate reductase-like. The coding region runs from base 1 to 1419 and encodes 472 amino acids. Lineage: Eukaryota; Viridiplantae; Streptophyta; Magnoliopsida; Asterales; Asteraceae. The record is from RefSeq and is a predicted model, not a curated record. Gene Ontology annotation, cellular component: cytoplasm. The transcript has 10 exons. Gene Ontology annotation, molecular function: oxidoreductase activity, acting on NAD(P)H; flavin adenine dinucleotide binding.
AUGGCGGAGAAGUGUUUUAAAUACGUCAUCAUUGGCGGUGGUGUAUCAGCUGUGAGUAUAAAUCAAUCAAUCAUUCAAUCAUCGUUUUCCUUUGUUUUGUUAUUUAUUUACAAUCCAUAUGCCUGCUCGAUUUCACGUCUCGCUCAUGAUUGUAGAUUCGUAGCAGGUUAUGCUGCCCGGGAGUUUGAAAAACAAGGAGUUAAGCCUAACGAGCUAGCAAUCAUCUCUAAAGAGGCGGUCGCUCCUUAUGAACGCCCUGCACUCAGCAAGGGAUAUAUGUUACCUGAAGGAGCAGCAAGACUUCCAGGCUUUCAUGUCUGUGUUGGAAGUGGAGGAGAAAAACUACUACCCGAGUGGUAUGCAGAGAAAGGUAUAACAUUGAUCCUUAGCACCGAGAUAGUCAAAGCAGAUCUUGCUUCAAAAACUCUUACUAGUGCAGCCGGCGAAACCUUUAAAUAUGAAGUCUUGAUAAUUGCCACUGGCUCCACUGUUCUAAGACUGGAGGACUUUGGUAUAGAAGGGGCUGAUGCUAAGAACAUUUUUUACUUGAGAGAAAUUCAUGAUGCUGAUAAACUCGUAGAAUCAAUCAAAAAUAAGAAAAAUGGAAACGCGCUUGUCGUUGGAGGAGGAUACAUCGGCCUUGAGCUUAGCGCAGCACUAAAAAUCAAUGAUUACAACGUUAGCAUGGUCUACCCAGAGCCAUGGUGCAUGCCUCGUUUAUUCACUGCCGAUAUGGCUGCUUUCUACGAGGGUUAUUAUAUGAAAAAGGGAAUAAAUAUCAUCAAGGGAACUGUGGCUGCUGGGUUUGUCAAGGGUGACAGCGGAGAGGUAAAAGAAGUUAAACUAAAAAAUGGUAAGAUGGAGGCAGCAGAUAUCGUUGUUGUUGGUGUUGGAGCAAAGCCUUUAAUAAAUCUAUUCAAAGGACAAGUUGAAGAGGAGAAAGGUGGAAUCAAGACAGAUGCAUUCUUCAAAACCAGCGUUGCUAACGUAUAUGCCAUCGGUGAUGUUGCUACAUUCCCCAUGAAAAUGUACGGCGAUAUGAGAAGAGUUGAACAUGUUGAUCAUUCCCGCAAAUCUGCAGAACAAGCUGUGAAGGCCAUUUUCGCUAGCGAGCAAGGAAAGGGAAUCGAGGAUUAUCAUUAUCUUCCAUACUUUUACUCCCGUUCCUUCGAUCUAUCUUGGCAGUUCUUUGGAGAUAACGUUGGCGAAACAGUUGUGUUCGGAAACCAUGAUCCACAAUCCGAAAAACCCAAGUUCGGUACAUACUGGGUCAAAGAUGGCAAGGUAAUGGGUGCUUUCUUAGAAAGUGGAACACCUGAAGAGAACCAGGCGAUUCGUAAAGUUGCCAGAGAGCAACCGGCAGCCCCAAGUCUCGAGUCGCUUGCCAGCGAGGGACUCAAGUUUGCUAGUAAGAUCUGAAAACGUUAUUUCUUUACAUACGAGUUCAAUGCAGUCAAACUCUCUUGAGAAUAUUAGUGUUCAGUUGAUAAUUGAUUUUUUUGUUACCUGCUUAUUGAUAAGUUCUUUCGUCGUGAUUUUGUAACGUGUAACCCCUUGAU